This is a messenger RNA of Bemisia tabaci, 585 nucleotides long. Lineage: Eukaryota; Metazoa; Arthropoda; Insecta; Hemiptera; Aleyrodidae. The record is from RefSeq and is a predicted model, not a curated record.
UGAGAGAUCCUGCUCGUCUUCUUUGUUUUACUCCAUUCAUCCGAGCAAUUUGUGCUGUUUCUUCUCUUCUAACUCAAGCUACCGAGUUAAAUCAUUAUGUACAAUGACGAGAAAAGAAGUGUUGAAUCUGAAGAUGAUACAUUUUCAUUUUCGGAGCAGGGACCUGCAAAGAAUACACGGAAACAAAAAGUUGUUGUUUUCGUGAAGGGGAAUAUUGGAAGUGGGAAAUCCACUCUGUUGAAAGCUUUGCAGGAAUUUUCUAUCUUUACCGAUAUACAACUGGAACCUGUUGACAUAUGGCAGAAUUAUCAUGGGACGAAUGUUCUCGAUCUUUAUUACGAAAAUCCAUCCAGAUACGGUUUCUUUUUUCCAAGUCUCAUCCAGUCCUCCAUGAGAAACAGUAGGAGGAGACAUGGUGAUUUCUCUGUGCAUGAACAUUCUUUGCAUAUUUGCACGAAAGUGUUUUUACAGUACGCAGAAACGCAAAAUUGGGGGUCGUUGUUCAGCAAAGGAUACAACAUGCCACUGAGUUCAGCGGCUACCACAGCUGGCUCAGUCGGUGGAGACAUACCGUCGAGACAUUAA